This is a messenger RNA of Anthonomus grandis grandis, 2795 nucleotides long. RefSeq names its product septin-interacting protein 1 (gene sip1). The coding region runs from base 175 to 2664 and encodes 829 amino acids. Gene Ontology annotation, biological process: spliceosomal complex disassembly. Gene Ontology annotation, cellular component: U2-type post-mRNA release spliceosomal complex. Gene Ontology annotation, molecular function: nucleic acid binding. The transcript has a single exon. Lineage: Eukaryota; Metazoa; Arthropoda; Insecta; Coleoptera; Curculionidae. The record is from RefSeq and is a predicted model, not a curated record.
ACUUGGCAACCACGCAAUUUUUUAGUCGUUGACGUUUAGGUUUGGCUUCUGAGGUUAUGAACAGUUGUUUGCAAUUCUGUGUAUUGUGCUCAGUUUGGCAUUCUCAUUUUAUCUUAAAACUAGCAAUUUUCUAAGUAUUUGGUUCCUUUAGUAAAUAUCAAUAGUACUAAAGUCAUGGAGGAUGAAAUGGAACGUUUUGAAAUCACAGAUUAUGAUCUAGAAAAUGAGUUUACAAUCAAACAUAGAAAAGGCCUAAGUAAGCAUCAGCAAAUCUAUGGUAUAUGGGCGGACGACAGCGAUGAAGAUUCCGGUGAAAAGAAGCACAAUAGGAGCAGCAAAAAGCCUAAGAACUAUUCAGCCCCUAUUGGGUUUGUCACAGGUGGUGUACAACAAGCAGGCAAGAAAGAGAAGCUAAAAGAGGAGGAGAAAAUGGAAGAUGAUAAUUCAGAUAUUGAUGAAAAACCAAGUACAUCUUUUAAUAUGCAAAGGAGUUCAGAUUCUGAAGAAGAAAUGCCUUCGAGAAUUGGAUUUGGAUCUUCUCGCAAAUCUUCCCAGCCACCACAACAAUCCACAGUAACAGAAGUCAUUUCUGAUAUUGCUGGGUUUAGAACAAGAAACAAAGUAGAUCCCUCAUUAAUAAACCAAGGAAUGGGUAACUGGGAAAAGCACACUAAGGGAAUAGGAGCGAAGUUACUUCUUCAGAUGGGGUAUGAGCCAGGAAAAGGUCUCGGCAAAGACCUGCAGGGCAUAUCUGCACCUGUACAGGCACAUCUGCGGAAAGGUAGGGGUGCUAUAGGAGCUUAUGGUCCAGAAAAAAGUGCUAGUGUCCCAAAACUGAAGGCUGAAGAUGUAAAACUUCAAGAAGAACAAGGCAAAGGAUCCUCUAGAUGGAAUAAAGCGGAUGUUGGUGGGAAAAACACCCGCUAUUAUUAUAGGAGUGUAGAUGAUGUUAUUGAAAAGGGCAAAAAACCUGGAUAUAAUUUAGGUUCAUCUAGUGAAAUGACAAAAGUAAAAGUGAUAGACAUGACUGGGCCACAACAGAGGGUUCUUAGUGGUUAUCAUGCACUUAGUGGUCUUAAAGCACCGCCAGGAGUCGAGCAUUUCGAAGAUGUUGUGCACAAAAAAUGCCAAAAUUUUGCCUUGCCUGAAAUCCAACAUAAUCUGGAUCUUUUAGUGGAUAUGUGUGAACAGGAGAUUAUAAGGGUGGAUAGAGAUAGUAGGCAUGUACAAGAUAAAAUGGUAGCACUAAAACAGGAGAAAGUUUCUCUACAAGACACUAUUAUGCAAGAAGAAAAACUAGUUGACAAACUAAAAUAUGUGUUGGAUAUAGUGGACAGGUUAUUGGACCCUUCUCAGGACUACUCAUUGGGCCAAAUUGGAGAGAUUUUCUUAAGAUUGUCUAAAGACUAUCCAGAAGAAUAUAGUCGCUAUGAGUUAGCAGAACUUGCUCCAGGUUUAGUUGGUCCACUUUUAACAUCAGCAUUAGCAAAUUGGAAUCCAUUAGAACAGCCAGGCCAAUAUAUGGACUUUUUUAAGCAAUGGCAAAAUAUAUUGAGUGAGAAAAAAGAUGGAAAUAAAGUGGGAAUAUUGCCUUAUGAUAGUCUUUUAUGGCAUACUUGGGUGCCUGUGCUGAGGACUUGUAUUACUAAUUGGAAACCAAGAGAUUGUGACCCUAUGAUUGCACUUAUAGAAGCCUGGAAGCCAAUUUUGCCAGUCUGGAUUCUAAAUAACACCUUUGAUCAAAUGAUUAUGCCUAGGAUUUUAAAGGAGGUAAAGGAUUGGAAUCCUUUGACAGACACCAUUCCAAUACAUUUGUGGAUUCACCCAUGGAUACCUAUUUUAAAUGAUAGACUGCAAGAAAAAGUUUAUCCAGUAAUUCAAGAAAAACUAGGAACAGCUUUGAGUGGUUGGCAUCCAUCAGAUGGCUCUGCAAAGCUUAUGCUCCUUCCUUGGCAAAGGGCUUUAUCACAGGGAACAUUCAUGGCAUUCUUGUGCAAACAUAUUGUACCCAAAUUACAGGAAUGUAUGCAGUCCAUGGUUAUUAAUCCUCACCAGCAGCUUCUGGACCCCUGGCAGUGGGUGGUGAACUGGAAAGAUAUGUUAUCUGUGCCAAAUAUAACUUUGAUUUUGGACAAGUUCUUCUUUCCCAGAUGGUUGCAGACACUGGCAAUGUGGCUUAAUCAAAAUCCCAACUACACUCAAGUAACAGAAUGGUACUUGGGUUGGAAAAGAAUGCUUUCAGAAGACUUACUAACUCAACCAACAAUAAAAGAGAGUUUCCAUAAAGCUUUGGAAAUGAUGAACAGAGCUGUCGGUUUGAUUCAACAACCAGGAGCGAAAGAAUCAAUCUCAUAUUUGUCUAAUAAUGAAUUGAAUACUACUCCACUACCUCCUCCCCCUCCUAAGAUUGAUAGUAUAGCAGAAGCUGUAAGGACAGCUGCAAAGAUACCACAAGGGUUUAAGGAUUUGGUAAUGAAAAGAUGUGAAGAGAGAGGUAUUCUAUUUGUUCCAAUACAAAAUAAAUAUCAUGAAGCCAAGCAGGUUUAUAGAAUUGGUUCAAAUGGAGUGCAGUGUUAUAUUGAUAGGAAUGUUAUUUUUUACAGUCAAAAUAGUCCAACAUGGAUACCAACCUCUCUUAAUAGAUUACUGGAUAUUUCUUCUUAAAAAGUGUCAUUUUAAUAUGUAAUUUAUACUUAUAUUAUGUCAUUUGUGAUUUUAUUUAUGAAUGUAUGUAAGGUCAUAAUUAGUAUUAGGUAAAUUGUUUAGUUAAUAAAAAUUUAUGUACCUAUAAAAAA